Ceraceosorus bombacis is the source of this 2673-nucleotide messenger RNA. Lineage: Eukaryota; Fungi; Basidiomycota; Exobasidiomycetes; Ceraceosorales; Ceraceosoraceae. The record is from the annotation of a GenBank genome assembly.
AUGGUCAUCUGCGUCCGCCACAUCGGCAUGCUGAUGCUGCCCACAGCCAGCGCCGCAGCCCCCAACGAACGGAUCUUGUUGCUCUAGUGCAAGAAUUCUUGCCCGUGCCAACGUCACAGCGGUGGUCAGAAGCUGCUCGCCUCGUGUACACUAGCGUCAGCGAAAGCGCCGAGCGACUGGUUGCACACAUCGUGAACGUCUUGCAGCUUCGCUACAGAAAAAGUCAACAGGAGCUACAGCGGAAGAAGGAGACUCAACGCCAGCUAGAGAGUAAGCUGUCGGAGUUCAGACGAGAGAAAGCAAGGCUUGCUGCGGAGCUGGAAGAGGCCAAGGCUGACGAGGCAGCCGCUCGAACGGCUGCUGGCCAGACAUCGCACUCGGUGACCGAGAGCGGGGCAGAGUCUGAAGCACCCGCUGGAUCCAGCAGCAAUCGAGACAGCACUGAAGACGAUGACGAACAGGCGCGGAUGGCGCAAGCUAUUGCACUGUCCCAGACAGGCCAGACUGGAGGCGAGGAUGUCGAGAUGGAAGCGACUUCCGCCGCCACUGAGGCUCAGCCACCGCAACGGUCGGGGCAAUCCACCCCUUCAGCGGACUCUCGUCAAGCGGACAUGGAGCUCGAGUCGCUGCAGAGGAGCCUUGGAGAGCUGGAGCGUCGGGAUGGUGCCGAGCAGCCGGGCGGAACAGCGUCCGCGCGGACGAAUGCAACGCCACAGACCACGUCCGCCGCCUCCGGAUCUGAACAACCCGCCCAGCCCCGCCUGACGACCACGAUUCGAGGACGCACGGUCGACAUCACUGAUUCUGGUAUUGACCCGACUUUCCUUGAGGCUUUGCCGGAUGACAUGCGCGAAGAGGUCGUCAAUCAGCAUUUCCGGGAGCGCCGCGCCGGCGCCAGCAUGCCAGCCUUGACUGACUCCAGCAUCGCACCAGAGUUCCUUGAAGCACUUCCACCAGAAAUCAGAGCGGAGGUCAUGCGCGCCGAGGCAGCUGAGGCUCAGCGCACCGCCCAGGCAGAACGCAGCGAAGCCUCCACCAGGAAUGAAGCUUCGGCCUCUCGACCUACUCGCGAGGCUGCUCGGUCGGACGAAGUGGAUCCCUCUUCGUUCAUUGCCACCCUGGAUCCCGGUCUCCGGGAUGCGGCUUUGGCGCAACGCGACAACACUGUCUUUGACCGUCUUCCUGCCGGCGUAGCUGCCGAGCUCGACCACCUGAGGCGUGUCAGGCAAAAUCAAACGGCGGACGGUCAAACAGUCAGCAACACUAUUGUGCAGCGCAGAGAAGUUCCAGCUUCAACGGUCGCUGGACAACAUCAAAGUUCGUCCAGAGACGCCAUACAAGUCUUGGACAAAUCUGGCGUAGCGACGCUCGUGCGCCUACUGUUCUUCCCUCAGAUGAGCAGUCGUUCAACAGUACUCCACAAAGUGCUUGCGAAUGUGCAAGAGAAUGCGCGAACCCGAGAGGAACUCCUUAAUUUGCUUUUGAUGAUCCUGGCUGAUGGCAUCACGGAUACGCACGCGGUAGACAAGUCGUAUGCAUCUAUGAGCGCUCGGGCUGUCCGUACAAGUCAGCUGUCGACUGGCACGCCCGCGCGACCUCCCCCCAAGAGGCACCACACAGCGCCCGGUGGUCAUCCGACUACGCCAUCUCAGCCUACUCCUGCGGCUUCCCAGCCGCUCAGCGCGCCCAUUUCGCGCACUGGUGAGGAGGCGCCGUUCUUGAUUGCGAGCCGCAGCAUCGACACGCUUCUGCACUUGACUCACAGCAGCGAGCAGACCGCCUGGUAUUUCUUGCGCGAAGACGUGCGUGGACCUAAGAAGAUUGCUAAAGGAAAAGAGAAAGCCGACCUUUCUCAGACUGCAAAGGAGCCGCGCGCGCCAAUCAACAUUCUCCUGGGCUUGUUGAACAAACAAGCCAUCCUGGGCAACCCUCAACUCGUAGACUCGCUGGUUGCACUGUAAGUCAGAGUCCGCUUCACGAAACGAAAGUCACCGAGAUGUGGUACUGAAAGGUUGAAUGCCUGCAUUGCUCCCCAUUCGAUCUAGCUUGAGUUCUGUGACGAAGCCUUUGACAAAUCUUCCGCAAGCUGAAGCCAAGGAAACAACAAAGAAGGAUGAUGGAUCUGCAGAAGACGCGACUGCAUCAGGUGUCCCCACGGAGGCUCUCAGCACUGGCUCGGCCCAGGCUCAAUCGGCCCCCACAAGAAUCGAGACUUCUUCCGCGAACCUCGGCACACCGGCACAGACCUCAUCGCAGCCGUCAGGAGACUCGCCACCUGUCACCGUGAUACCCGUAAUUCCGGCAGAGCGCAUCGCCGUUGUCGUCAAGCCCCUGGGCACCGCCAUCAGCUCUCGUGGCUUCCAGCACACGCUCAGCAUCGCCUCCAACCUGACGGCAGUGCCUGGUGGCCGUGAUGUCAUUAUUGGCUCACUGAGACAAGAAGCUGAGGCUGCCGGCAAAGCGAUGGUCAAAGAUCUGGACGAACUGCUGUCCAGCCUGCCCGUUCUUCCGAAAUCUUCUGACGAUGACGAUCAGGUGGACAGCGAGCAGGCUAGAGUGCAGAGCCCUGUACUUUCCGGACUCGCUGACGGCGCUAACUCGCAAGCUGUCCUCUUGCGUUCGCUGCGCGCCAUCGAAUGGCUAACGCAUCAUGAGGCUACAGCUUCAGCUUAA